Messenger RNA from Patiria miniata (bat star), 1657 nucleotides. RefSeq names its product SPRY domain-containing protein 3-like (gene spryd3). The record is from RefSeq and is a predicted model, not a curated record. The transcript has 9 exons. NCBI's taxonomy places the organism in Eukaryota, Metazoa, Echinodermata, Asteroidea, Valvatida, Asterinidae. Bases 247 to 1644 code for a protein of 465 amino acids. Gene Ontology annotation, molecular function: protein binding.
UUUUUACUGUUUAUAUAUAUUCAGAAAUAACCGUACUUAAAUUAAAAAGAUUAAAUUUUGGCAAGAAAAAACGGAGCCUGUCCGUUCUCCGAUUCACCGAUUGUCUGGUAUAGCGCCCCCAUUGGUCUGUCAAAUCGCGGUCUUGCAAAAUAUCAACGAAAACACGACCAACGAUGAUGACACCGACAGUGUACGAGCCAUAAUUUCUACGAAAGGUGUUAUUUUCAUGACGUUUGGAACAGAGCCAUGGACGCCCGACGACCCAUCGUGCCGUUCCCAUUUCACCGCAUGAACAACCGCAUGAACAAGGGCCCGCCGGUCAAUAUGAUCAACCAUCCGCAGUACGGCCUGGACUCCCACGGCCCACAGAAUCUGGAGAUCAAGUCCAAGCGGAUGGCCGUCAGCUGGAGGGACGACACGCUGUUCUACGUGCCGGACCGGACGGGCAAGCAAGGGGUGUGCAUCCUGGAGCCCAGCAUGCAGCCGGGGCAGGAAUACUUUGAGGCUGAGAUAGUAAGCACGGGUCGAUGGGGAGCUAUUAGGAUAGGACUGGCACCCCCCGAUCACUCACUAGAAGUACAUCUAGGCAUAGAAGGCAACUCGGUAGCGUUCAGUGUGGACGACAGUGCAGUAUAUGGCCAGGACCAAACUGUGACCCUCCAGUGUCGGGCCUGCAAGCCAGGCGACAAGAUUGGCGUGGGCAUCAAGUUUGGAGAGAACUACAUGGAGGGCGCCGAUGAGAAAUGCCCCGUCGUCUUCACACUCAAUGGGAAAGAGAUCCAUAGGCGAGACGUGGUCAUUCCAUUCAAGGGUCUCUGCCCGGCCGUUUCCAUGGCGUCGCAGGGCCAGAUGGUGCGGUUCAAGGCGCGCUGUGAUUGGUCGAGCCAGGAGGAGGAGAUGGUGAUUGACAGCUGCGAGGACGACUGGGCACGGCUUCAUGACGUCACGGUUCACGGCCAGAUCUUAGCCUACGCGGGUCGAGGCAAGACCAUCGCCGACGUGGGCUUAGCCCAGGCCAAGAAGCCCCUCAGCCCCACGAACCAUUACUUUGAGCUGGAGAUCAUCGAUCCGGGCAAGAACUGCUACAUCGCCAUCGGCUUAGCCAAGAAGGACUACCCGAAAAAGCGGCAUCCGGGCUGGAACUACGGAUCCAUAGCGUACCAUGCAGACGAUGGAAAGAUCUUCAAAGGGAGCGGCGUGGGUGACUCCUUUGGCCCCCGCUGUCAUAAAGGAGACAUCAUGGGGUGCGGUAUCAUGUUCCCCAGGGACUACAUCAUGGACAGCGACGAAGGUGAGAGCGACAACGAGGAGGUCAACAGCGUGGUCAAGGCCUGGCCGGACCGGGAACCCUUCAACCGCUUGAACCAACUGGACCGCAUAGCCCAGGACAACUUCGCCAUCGACGUCUACGAUCUGUCGGAGGACGAGUACGACGACUAUCUCUCCGAGGAGGAGGAAUACGAAUUGCAGAUCGACGGGGUGCAGCAGGGCGGUAAAGUACAGGUCCACGUUUUCUUUACGCGAAAUGGAACCACAAUAGGCAGAAGAGAGGUCCAUAUACCAGCGUCGGGCUUCUACCCAACCAUCGGCAUGCUCAGUUUAGACGAGAAGGUUCGGGUCGACCUUAGACCCCUGAGUGGUUGACCCCCUGAGUGGU